Molecule: messenger RNA, 1806 nt
Organism: Parathielavia appendiculata
Lineage: Eukaryota; Fungi; Ascomycota; Sordariomycetes; Sordariales; Chaetomiaceae
Exons: 2
Coding region: 1-1806 (601 amino acids)
Source: RefSeq, a predicted model, not a curated record
AUGGCUGACGCCGUCCGAUUGAGCACUGAGAAUUCUCAGGGGAUCUACGAGCGGAGCUUCAGAGCAUGGUCUGCACUUUACCAUGCCGCAAUCGACCAACCAGGCCUUCCAGUCUCUUACCUCGACAUCCAAAGCGCGUUCCGUCAGCAUCCCUCGUUCCCACGCGACCUGCGUCUAGAGCAUGUCAAGUACGCCAAACACAGCCAUGUGCAGAUCGGCGUCGUCUCAAGAAACCCCAUACCGCUAUCCGUCGCGGCAGCACCAGAGCGCGAGAUGCGCUGGGCAUCGUGGUUCGCACGAGGUGACCAGAAUUAUCUUGCUGUGCUUAUCUUGGCCUGGGCAUACGUUCUCUCUGCGCGGUGGGCCGAAAUUAUGCCCGAGAGUGUUUCAGUCGUUUAUACGAGCAGCAAGGCAGAUGACCAUAACCCGGACGCGCCAACGACCCCUCUGCCGGACCACCUCAGCCUGGAAGUGGACAUCAGCGAUGCUGGUCCAGACGAAGCUCGAUGGUGGGCAGCUGUACUCGCUCCGGGCCAGGGCUGGCAGGCGACUAUGUUGCUCGGCCAAGACACCUUCUUUGCUCCUUGGUCCGUACGGCUCCAACCAGGCUACCGCUUUAUGCUAUCAACGAAGUCGGCCUUUCGAGGCGAUUUGGCAGUGGCUCCAUCCUUCUCAGAAGCCCUCCGGUUCCUUGGAAAUUUCUGCGUUCGCCGAAAUAUCGCAGAUCAGAGUCAGGCCGCCCUUGCCGCUGUUCUGCUCUUCCCAUCCAUGGGCACCGGUCAAGGGCUGCAGCUGCCAGCAUUCGCAACUAGCCGCCUAGAUGGCCCGACCGGAGUUAGCUCUUCCGUUCCGCAGCAACAGUGUCAAGAUCUCAAUUGCGAGCUCCGGCAUAGCUGCGUUCACCAGGGCGAUCGCCUAGAUAGGCUCAUUACUCUCAGCUGCCACAUCAGAGGAAUUCGACCUAUGCUGCUAAGCAGCUUUUACGAUCCUCGCGUUGAAUGCAACGCCGUUGCUCCGUGGCUCCAGGGGGCACUAGCAGCCAUUGACGUCGUGGCUCAAGACAAUCCUCUUGUUCUCGGACGCAUGCUGAUGGACCGACAACCGAAGGUGGCGCCUCUGUGGCUCGGCAUCACAGUCCUCGGGCUUCAGAAACGACUCUUGCAGGACGUUGGUUCCGGGCUGAUCCCCAUCGACCUCCACUCUGCCGUAUGGUCAGGGACGAUACAGUCCUUCAUCCAGGAACCCGUUUCGGACCCCCUCGUGGCAGACGGCCAGGUAGCCCGGGCGGACCAGUGCCGGUUACUCUUUCUCUCUCGGUCAGGAUCGCAUGACCGAGUACCUGUCUGCCAAUGGAGACCGUUUGGCGGGACACCGCUUGAACAUACCGAUGUUGAAGUACGGGUCCAUGCCAAGUGCAAAGGCCAUGGGCUCCGAUAUCAGGGGUUUAUGUGGGACUCUGUUGACGGGAAGACAACAUACCAGCCACUCGACGCUGAAGAUGCCUACGCAUACCCAAGCCCUCCGCUUAUACAACAGACCCCAAGUUUCAGCCAAGUCCCCGUUAACUACGGAACUUUCGACAGCGAGGAAGAUUUUGUAUCAGAGAACGCGACACGGAGCAUCUUCGGUUGGUUGCGUGUCGACGGGUAUGCACUGGGUGAAAAGGGUAUAUGGACACAUGCAUGGUUGGAGAUGUCUGAGUCUGACGAAGAGGUCGAGGAGCAGAGUAAAGACAGCUCUGGAAACACGCCUAAGUCUUCCUCAUAUGUGGAAACUUGGGUGUCUGAGCUGUCUCACAAGUCCUAG